AUGGCACUGCUGGAUUCGCGUGCUGCCUUGGAUGCAGAAGACGAGGAGCACAUAGAUAUGCCUAGCCCUUUGCAGCGUUGCCAGCAUCCUUCAGUCACAAAGUGCAUUCGACAGGACGGCGCCACUCCGCUGCACUACGCUGCGAUUUCCGGCGACCUCGACGUGUUCAAGGCCUUGAUCCUGGCCGGCGCCGACGCUUCGCUCAGGGACACAGCGCAGAGAACGGCCCUGGACUAUCUCCCGGCGCACAUCAAGAAGGACCCAGACCUCUUGAAAAGCUGGAGAGCAGUUCUGCGAAACGAGCUUCCCUACGGAGUCUGA
Molecule: messenger RNA, 321 nt
Organism: Symbiodinium natans
Lineage: Eukaryota; Dinophyceae; Suessiales; Symbiodiniaceae
Source: the annotation of a GenBank genome assembly